Messenger RNA from Nannospalax galili (Upper Galilee mountains blind mole rat), 1035 nucleotides. RefSeq names its product permeability factor 2-like. The record is from RefSeq and is a predicted model, not a curated record. Gene Ontology annotation, cellular component: extracellular region. The transcript is spliced from 4 exons. Gene Ontology annotation, biological process: cellular response to lipopolysaccharide; chemokine-mediated signaling pathway; antimicrobial humoral immune response mediated by antimicrobial peptide. Gene Ontology annotation, molecular function: CXCR chemokine receptor binding; chemokine activity. Bases 128 to 433 code for a protein of 101 amino acids. NCBI's taxonomy places the organism in Eukaryota, Metazoa, Chordata, Mammalia, Rodentia, Spalacidae.
CUCCGGCGUUUCCCGCCACCGUGCAUAAAAGGGGCUCGCUGGGCACAGGGAGCCACAGAUCGCACUCAGAGCCUCUCAUCAAUCAGCUCGCGUAUUCCAGGCUCCCGAGACCCUCCUGCCCAGCAUCAUGGUCCACGCCGCCCAUGCCCCGCUCCUGCGCUCCGCGCUGCUGCUGCUGCUACUCCUGCUGACCACCGGCCAGACCACAGGGGCUCCCGCAGCCACCGAGCUGCGUUGCCAGUGCCUGCAGACCAUGCAAGGUAUUCACCUCAAGAACAUCCAGAGCGUGAAGGUGACUACCCCGGGAGCCCACUGCAGCCAGACAGAAGUCAUAGCCACUCUCAAAAAUGGGCGCGAAGCUUGCCUUAACCCUGAAGCCCCCAUGGUUCAGAAGAUCAUCCAGAAGAUGCUGAAAACGGGCAGCCCCAACUGACCUGGGAAGAAGUAAGAAGAUUGUCCUGGUGGCUCCUGCUAGGUGGAAAGAAUGACCAUUUCCCGGCAAUCCUACCUAAACACUUUUGACUGUUUCUUAAGAGAGUUCUAUUUAUUUAUGUAUGUAUUUAUUUAUUUUAUAAAGCCUGUGUUUUUAUUAUUUUACAUUAGUAUUUAAAGUUGUGGAUAUGUUUCAUCAAAGGUAGCUUUGUCAUAAUUGUUUAGUUGAAGAUGGUGGACUUAAAAUGUCUCAUUUAACUAAUAUUUAUUGGGAGAUCUUUAUUGUCUGAUCACUGUGAUACAAGUGUGUGGGGUGGGUAUCCACGAAGCUAGACUAGAAUGUAUGAGCAUGUUAUAUGUUAGGGUAAGGGAAUGUGUGGACAUCUAUUUUUGUACUUUUUGAAAAGAAUGUCAAUUAUUUAUUGAAAGUCUUUCAUAUUGUAUGUCAACAUUGAUAUGUUGAAGCUUCCCUUGGACAUUUUAUGUCUUGGCUGUAGGGCAUAAUGCCCUUUUAUAUUAGAUAUGCAAUGUUCUCUGUCUUAGAGCAGAGGUCUUGUGACCAUUACAUUUUUACAAAUGAAGUGAAAAUAAAAGCUUUACCCA